UAGCUGCCUUCGCUGCCUCACAAUGUGCCCGGAUGAACGACGGCCAUGAACCUGCGAACCGUAAGUCUUCCCGAUCUGGCGGCCGAAAGGAAGCGCAACACCGCGGCGUCGCUGUCGGAGGGCUUCGCCGGUUCGAGCCAUCAAGGUGCACUUCAGACGAAUCAGCCAUGGCCAGGCCGCCCGGGCAUGAACAAACGGGCAUACGAGGGAAGCAAGGAUGGGUGGCCCAAUUCCCUGGGGCGAGUGCUGCCCUUGUACUAUCGGUGCCGACAGCUGGUGCUGGCCACCGAAAAGCGUGGCCGGCGCGUGCCGCAGAAGCUCAGCACGGACACGCGGGCGCUGGAAAAGGUGGUGGCCAAAGAAAUCCGCCACAUCCACCCUCUCCUGUUCCAGCGACUGGAUGAUCGUCAGUUGGAUCGGUUUCUGCGAACCAUGCCUUUCCUCAGGCUCUCGGUGGGGCGCUGGCUCUUCGGCAGCGAGCGCUUGAAGGCGGACUGGCCUCCGACGGAGGGCUUGAGGUCCUUCAUGUUGUUGACCGGUCGGGUGCACAUUUUCCGCGAUUCGAACGGCUUGGGAGAAUUUCUGGAGAUGAUGCCUGGUUCGAUCUUUGGCGAACAGCCUUUCAGGAUGGGCGACGAAGAAAUCAAUGACGCCUUGGGCGGAGCGGCCCAUUGUGAGGAGCCAUCCAUCGUGGGGAUCCUGACCACGGAGGUCUUGGAGGCGGCCUUUGCCGAUCGCGUCUAUGGCAAUCCCCGCAUCGCCCAAAAGAUCCGCCACUCGCCCGCUCUGCAACGAGCGGUCUUGCCAGAGCCAGAUCCUUCGAAGCCGAAGGUGGAAUUGGAGCACCUGUCAGCUGCACAGAGGGUCGAGGUCUUUGAGUCCAUUUCGAGCGCUGUCCGGUCAGGGUUGGAUGAGAUGGCAAAGUCAAUCUCUGUGCUCCACCUCCUUCCUGCCGAGCCCAUUUUCACCACUGAAUCCAUCGAUGAAAGCGUGUUCUACAUUGAGGAAGGUCGAGUAGAAGUGCAAGCCGAUGUGACUCUCAUCGAGAAGCCGGAGACCCGAACGCCCAAGCGGACUCGGAUUCACGUACUGGUCGACAGAGCCGAAAAGCUUGCAGGAAACUCUAUUUUCGACAAGCUGGAUCCAUACGUGAUUGUGAAGCUGGGCGAGUACAAGCGCUUUCAAACUCCGGUCCAGUGGAACGUGGGAGUCAACCCAUUCUUCAACUAUGAUGGAACUUUGACCUUCAAUGGGGAGGAAGAGAUCACUUUCACCGUCAUGGACUACGACAGUUUCAAGUCGGAUGACCUCUGCGGAAGUUGUACGCUCCGGGUGGAUGACCUGACGGAUGGAUGGACGGGAAAAGCUGACCUUUACCGGCCCAAGUCUUCGGUGAACAUGAUUAGCAGCUCAGACUCUGAUUUGAUGGAAAAGGCCGGCAAGCUCUUCUUCUCUGUCAAGUGGGACUACGAAACCUUCAAUCCACUCAUUCCACCGAAGCAGAAGUCGUGGCCAGACCAGGUUCUCUUCAGCUUGCAAGAAGAUGCAAUCUGGGGCCACGAGCGCCUGAUGCUGGGAAAGGUUUGGAUGAAAGCUUUAGAAGGUGCAGCUUCCUCGACGAAUUACCGCUUGCAGCUCCAGCGCUUCCGGAUCCGGGCCGCCGAGCUGAAAGGGACUGAUGACCGAUGCGUGGUCCUGAAGAUUGCCAAUCAUAGGUUUCUGGACUUCAUCAAGAAGAGCCAGCGGGAGAAAGCAUUCUUGCAAGCUUGUCGUUUGCAAGCCCUGGACAAGCAGCAAGUGGUGAAGCACCACAUCGUUGAGUUGCUUGCCAGAUGGGCCAUUGAGGAGCAAACCGAGCAGCUUCGAAAAGGACUCCUGGGCUUGAAGGCCGAGCGCGAAGAAGCCGUCGAUCCGGGCAAGUUCCGCUCCAAAUACCGGGGCGUCAAGGCACAUAUCUAUGUGCGGAACGCUUCCAAUCUCACCUCGGGCGGCUGGUUCGACAAACUGGAUCCUUAUGCGAUUGUUCGCUUCCGCGGCAGCAAGGAGGAAGUCCGCACCAGCGUCCUGGCAGAUGCCGGUGGCGAUCCUAUUUGGGACUCCAAAGGCUCCGUGACGUAUCACGGCGAGGUGGCGCUCGAAAUCUCCGUCUGGGACUUUGAUCGAUACAAUGCCGAUAGCCUUUUGGCCACGGGCGUCGUGCAAGUGGAACAGUUCUGUGCCGGCUUUGAUGGCAUGAUACCUCUCAGUAUUGCAGGUGGCAAGGGAAAGCGCGCGAAAAAGCAAGCCAUGAUCACGAUUGGAAUUCUCUUUGACCGACCGCCCGAUGCGCUCCUGGACGAGGAUGGUCCAGACGCCUCUCUUGGAAUGACUCGGUAGCGAAUGCGAUACCGCCUGGCGGCUGGAGGUGCUGGCUUUCACGGCUGGAACAGUGCAAUGCGAAGACCGGAGUUGCAUCACCAAAGAUACCUUUGAAGACUGCUUCGUGUGACAUGGUCAGUGACACCGCAAGAAGAACUGGGCAACGCUAUUACUUGCGAGAUCUUUGCGAGUUUGUGAGCCUGUGAGGCUCUUCGAGAGUUUGAGGAAUUCCCACUGAUCCUGAAUUUAUGGCCAGCCAUCAUUAUGGCUGGCAAGUUUGCCGUAGAAAUUUUACAAACUCGCGAAACUGCGAGAAAGAGUCAAGCAACGUGAAGCAGAGCUUUAAUACGAAGUCUUGCCAUGUUCGCUAGUUCCAACGCCUUUCAUAGGUGGCUGCUGCCGGCUGUGAGUUGGCGGUUUGCCACUGCUUCGGCCACUGGCCUGAAAGGCUAGGGGCCGAGCGCGCUUAAGAGUCGAGGAACCAAAGAAUCAAAACGAUCCAUGUGUGGUGCACGGGAACCUCAAACUUGUCCCCCUUAUCAGUGGUCUUUUGGGGCCGGUAGCUGAGAAACAGCUCACUCGCAGCUGAAUGCUGGUUGAACUUUCCCCAACGGGGGCUGUGGUGUUGACAGCUUGCAG
This is a messenger RNA of Durusdinium trenchii, 2997 nucleotides long. The record is from the annotation of a GenBank genome assembly. NCBI's taxonomy places the organism in Eukaryota, Dinophyceae, Suessiales, Symbiodiniaceae.